AUGGGCAUCUCGCUCAAGGACCAACUCCGCAGGCUCGAGGAGGACGCCCCCAAGUCCCUCGACCCCGAGGCCGCCUACUCCUCCCUCGACAGCAACGAGCGCCCCCAGCGCGAGGCCGGUGAGGGCCGCGAGCACUAUGUCGAUGUCGGCCCCUCGCGCCUCCGCGCGGCUGCUGGUGGCGACGAGACUGCCCAGACUCUCUUGACGGAGAAGUACGGCGGUCAGGCCAGCUCGCGCAUGAAGAUCUUUGACGACGACGAUGAGGAGGACGAUGAGGAGGAGCAGGGCGCGUUUGGCGGUGACGACGAUGAGGACGACGACGACGAGGAUGAGGACGAGGAGGACUUUGACGAGGACGAUGAGGAGGAAGAUGACGAGGAGGAGGACGAGGAUGACGAGGAUGAUGAUGAGGAAGACGAAGAGGAGGAGGACACCCGACCUGCUCCAUCUGGCCGCGCACUCGACCCCAUGGGCGCGCUCCGCGAGUCCAGGCUAAAGGACAUUGAGAAGGGCCGUGGCAUCAAGCGCCAGAGGGACCUGUUUGACACUCUCCUUACUCUCCGCAUCACCUUCCAAAAGGCCCUCCCGGCCUCGUUCAAGGUCCCCGGUGACGCUGCCGACAUUGCCGACCCCGAGGGCGAGGUGGCCACCAAGCGCGCCGAGACUCUUGCCUCGCUCGCGUCCCUCAACGAAAAGCUCUUUGCGCUGCGCGAAGCCAUCACUCUCCCCGGCACCGAGGCGCCCGCAACCAAGCGCCGACGCACAUCCGACGAGGCCGACGAGGAGGGUUACUGGGCCGAGUCUGCCGCCGACUCGUUCGCGCUUGUCGACGCCGCCCACACGCAGCUCGUCCCCGUGCUCAACAAGUGGUCGACCAAGAUCCACGCCGCCUCCUUGCAGCUCGGCAAGGCUGGCGGAUCCAAGUUUGCCCAGGCCACGAAGGGUGCCGUCGGCGUCGUCGAGGCCAUUGACGCGAGCCUCGCGCAGAGGCGCGACGCGCCCAAGCCCCUCCUCGAGAGCGAGGAGGCAGGCUACCGCGCCCUCCUCCGUGAGGUCAUUGAGAGCCGCCAGGGCGCCGGCGUGGACCUGUCCCACCUCAGGAGGGAAAAGAAGAAGAAGCGCGAGGCCGAGCGUGGCGGAAGCAAGGGAAGGAAACUGAGGUACACUGUCCACGAAAAGGCCGCCAACUUCCUCGUCCCCGUGCCCCUCGAGAACGGCUGGCACGAGGAGCAGGUCGACGAGCUCUUCUCGUCCCUCUUUGGCGGUGUCGGUCUUGCCGGCGCCCUGUCCGCCGUCGCCCCCGAGGCUGGUGCCGCUGCCGUCGGUGCGGGCCUGAUCGAGCUCGGAGGUCUCAAGGUGUUCUAA
Apiotrichum porosum is the source of this 1365-nucleotide messenger RNA. RefSeq names its product rRNA-processing protein bfr2 (gene BFR2). The record is from RefSeq and is a predicted model, not a curated record. Lineage: Eukaryota; Fungi; Basidiomycota; Tremellomycetes; Trichosporonales; Trichosporonaceae. Gene Ontology annotation, biological process: maturation of SSU-rRNA from tricistronic rRNA transcript (SSU-rRNA, 5.8S rRNA, LSU-rRNA). The transcript is spliced from 5 exons. Bases 1 to 1365 code for a protein of 454 amino acids. Gene Ontology annotation, cellular component: nucleus; nucleolus.